Darwinula stevensoni is the source of this 978-nucleotide messenger RNA. The record is from the annotation of a GenBank genome assembly. Lineage: Eukaryota; Metazoa; Arthropoda; Ostracoda; Podocopida; Darwinulidae.
AUGGAGGACGUUUCUCUUUUCCUUGCAGGGGAAACCAUCAGUCAUCAGGAGGCUUUUCAAUUCAACCAAUAUGAGAUGGAUGAAAGAGGAGGAUACGGAGGAGAUCCACCAGACCCGGGCCCAAAACUGGGCAAUACCUAUCUCCUUCCCCAUCCUCCGAAUCCAUACCCCCGGCCUCCUUUGUGUAUGCGGGCAGCGGAAGACCUCACAACAGCUCAUGCCAUCUUGGAUCUAAGUUCCCCUCACCGGAUUUCCUUGUCCAAGCCAAACGAAGCCCCUCAGGAAGCACCUCGUGUCCGGGUCCCUUUCGAGCAGAACAAUAACUCCCCAGCCAGAGAUAAGACCGUCGCCUACACUUAUGAUGAAUUCUUCGUCUCCGAUGGUCGAUCCAAAAGACGCCUCGCUCCGGAAGCUCCCCAAUCUCAGCCCAACGGCAAGUAUCAAUGUUCGGAAUGUGGAAAGAACUAUGCCACUAGCUCCAACCUCUCUCGUCAUAAACAGACUCACAAGAGUUUGGAUUCGGGGGAUGCUCGGCAAUGCCCGACUUGUGGGAAGGCGUAUGUGAGCAUGCCAGCUUUGGCCAUGCACGUUCUUACUCAUAAGCUUGCUCACAAGUGCGCCGUUUGUGGGAAGGCCUUCUCGAGACCAUGGCUUCUUCAAGGCCAUCUUCGGAGUCACACCGGAGAACGACCGUACGGAUGUGCCCAUUGUGGCAAGGCCUUCGCAGAUCGAUCCAACUUACGCGCCCACAUGCAAACUCACUCUGGGUCAAAAAGCUUCCGAUGCCGGCGUUGCCAUAAAGCCUUCGCCCUCAAGACUUAUUUGAGCAAGCACCUGGAAUCAGCUUGCUUGAAAGAUCCUAGUAGUCCCAGUCCUUCCGAUCCACCGUCCCCGUUGCCUUACACUUCUGAAUACUUUUCCACUCUGAAGAAGUCCUUCACCAACUUGUCCACUUUAAAACCCGUGGAAGUGAUCUAA